Agrilus planipennis (emerald ash borer) is the source of this 7361-nucleotide messenger RNA. Its product is annotated as transposable element Tcb2 transposase. The transcript is spliced from 2 exons. The record is from RefSeq and is a predicted model, not a curated record. Gene Ontology annotation, molecular function: DNA binding. Bases 2453 to 3487 code for a protein of 344 amino acids. NCBI's taxonomy places the organism in Eukaryota, Metazoa, Arthropoda, Insecta, Coleoptera, Buprestidae. Gene Ontology annotation, biological process: DNA transposition; DNA integration.
UUUGCAUAUGCUCAAAUAGCAUUUAUAAAUCUUAUAUUUCCUAAUUUUUAAAAAUUGCUCAAUAAAUCAGCUCUACCUACAAUUUUUCAUUCUUUUGCAGACGGCAGAGAUGCAGCGUUUAUGUGGGCACUUCACGAUUAUUUUGUGCCUACCAACAAGGUAGUGAAAAAGGAUGUAACUGGCAAAAACCAAACAAAUAAAUUCACGAUACGGGAUUCCCAACAAUCGUUUUUAUACAUAGGCCAAGUAAUACAAGAAGUUGAGGACUGGAUCCAAUUUCUUGUAUCGAUGAAAACAGCAAUCCAACCAUUCGUCUUUACCAUUACAAACGAUAUAACCGAAAUUAAGGAAGUGUAUGUUUAUUUUGAUGGAAUCAAGUAUAAAUUCUUCAGUGUGCUGCGUGCUGUGGAUAUUUGUUUUAAAAUUAUUUAUAUUUUUAAUAUGAACUUUCCAACUGCAUGUGUUAUGUUUUAGAACUUUAUAGAAACGUAUUUUUAUAAAAAUUCGUUUUCUAAGACACAUGUAUUAUAUGAAUAUUUAAAGAAAUAAAAUACACGCAAAUUGAAUGUUUGUCUUACUUGCGCCUUGUCGUUUGAACCAUUUGCAGAUAACUAUUAAGGAAAUACUAGCUAAAAUGUUCAGUUUUAUUAGGUCUUCCUGAUUUUGAAAUAUGAUUUAUACUUUAAUUUCAAAUCAUAAGCACCCAGUCUUAGGUUAACUACCCAAUAUUGUUGUUUUGAACCAUUGCCAUUACAAUCAGUUUAUCCACCACCAUCACCUAUUCACACCUAACAUCAAUACUACUACCAGUACUUUCCUCCAUACGCCUCUGCCCUGACAUACUACAGAAAUAAACAAAAAUUUCAAAAUAGAGCGACAACGCAUAGUAGAAUCCCUGUUACGAUUACAUCUCAAUGAAGAGGAAUCGACUCGCAUCAAAUGGACCUGCAAGGAGUUCUACGACAUUUUCUACAUCGAAGGUAACAAAUUAACAUUUAGUAAUUCUAUAAAACACAAGAUAGAAACAUGUGAUUCACAACCGUGUUACGUCAAAACACACCGAUAUCCAAAAAUCCAUAAACCAGAGGUAGCAUCCCAAGUGAGGAAGAUGCUGAACCAAGACAUAAUCAGACCUAAUUUCUCGACAUGAUCAUUUCCCGUCUGGGUGGUACCGAAGACGAUUGAUGCUUCAAUUAAGCAGAGAGUUGUCAUCGAUUAUUGGAAAUUAAAUGAGAAGACCAUCUCCGAUAUUCACAUAGGGAAACUUGUAAAUAAUUUUGAUCUCGGUACGCAAAUAUUAUUCGAACAUAAUCUGGAAGGACAGCGUCAACUAAUUUGGAGCUCCAUUUCAAGACAAAACUAUAUCCAAUGACGUACUUCAGAAGUUACUCUCUGAUGCAGGAUUUGUUCUAUCGGAUCAACUCCGGAUAUUCAGAGAUAUAGUCCGCAUCCAGUAAAAAAGACAGUUGCUCCAGGAACUACCAUCACAAUUUUCCAAAUCCUUCACAACUCUACUAAAGCUUCUAUGAUAACGGAUUACUACAAUAAAGACGAAGACCAUCUCCGAUAAAUACUCGCUACCGAACAUUACCGAAAUUCUAGAUAACCUAGACCGAAGUGCGUAUUUCACGACGUUGGAUCUAACCUCCGGAUUCCAUCAAAUUGAAGUCGAGAAAAAAUCUAUCCCUAAAACACCCUUCAAUACCGAACAGAGUCAUUUUGAGUUGUUCAGGAUGCCAUUUGGACUUUAAAAAACUCCCCAUCCACGUUCCAGCGUGUAAUGGAUAAUGUACUUACAGGACUUAAUAACACUCAAUGCCUCGUUUAUCUGGAUUCGUUAUUUUUGGUUCUACACUUGCUGAACAUAACAAAAGGUUGAUAAAUGUCUUCAAAAGACUCAGAUCCCAAAACUUGAAGAUACAGCCAGAUAAAUGCAAGUUCCUUGGGGCACUGUACACUAACAGUGAAGUGAGGGGAAGCGGGAAUAGUGAGCUGUUUUGUGUUUCGAUUUGUUUUGUCUACAACCGAUAUCUGACGUAUGAACGAAUUUCGCGAACUUCAUAUACAGUGGGUUGCCAAAUUAAUAGGGACAGUCACAUUUUUUAUCAUAUUUUUUCUUUAGACGCGUUUGACUGUUAUUUCAAGUGGCGUAAGUGGUCCUGGAAUGUAUUUUUAUGUUCACAGCACCUCUACAAAUCAACUUGAAAGUAAAUUUCAAGUGUUAUGGGAUUUGUUUAUUUUGUAAAAAUAUUUUAUUAUCAGGAGAGACGCACAGUCCUUCACACGUGUAAAAGUGAAAUACGUAAAUAAUUAUUUUUAAAAGUUCUUUUGUGAUUUAGUGACAUAAUUAUUAACUGCAAGUAAGUAUUACUUUAUUGUUAUUAAAUUUAAAGUAUUAUGGGGCUGAUUUUAGGAUGAAAAUAAUUUAUUUUUUAUUUUUACAGCUUUCACUAUGGGUCGAGGGUUAGAUUUAUCUCCAAGAAAAAAGUCUGAGGUUAAAACCCUUCUUUUGCACACAAGUCAUUCCCAGAGGAAGAUAGCAGAACUGGCUGGUGUUUCUAAGUCUGUAGUAAAUAAAAUAAAAAUAAAUCUGGAUCAAGAUCAGCCACUUUCGCCCAAACGAAAAGGCAAAUGCGGAAGAAAACGGAUUACAACACCACGGUCCGAUAGGAAAAUCCGGGACAUCUGUUUGCAAAACAGGAAGAAAAGUGCUGGAUUGUUAACACAGAUGGUACAGGAGUCUGGAAUACAAGUUUCUAAGAGAACUGUACAGCGAAGGUUGGCAGAGGAAGGCCUGACCGGUCAUCGUCCAGCUAAAAAACCGCGACUGACAGAGGCGAUGAAGAAGAAACGACUUGCUUGGGCUCGUGAACACCGUCUGAUGAGUGUUGAAGACUGGAGCAAGGUGUGUUUCUCAGACGAAUCAACAUUUGAGAUUCUAGCCGAUAAAAGCAAUUUUGUCAGACGGCGCCCAGGCGAGAAAUUUCACCCUGACUGCAUUGUGGAACGCGUUAAACACCCUGUUAAAAUUAUGGUAUGGUCUGUCAUAAGUGCUAAAGGGGUUGGGCGUCUCUACAUUGUCCAGGGAACCAUGAGACAGGACCAAUACAAGCAGGUCCUAGACACUCGCUUGUUGCCGCAACUCCGGGAAUGGUUCCCAGAGGGGGAGGAAUUCAUGUUUAUGCAUGACUCAGCACCAUGCCAUAAAGCAAGGAGUGUAACAAAAUUUUUAGCAGACCACAAUAUACCAGUUUUACCUUGGCCUGGCAAUUCUCCAGACAUGAACCCCAUCGAAAAUUUAUGGGAAAUUACCAAGGCGGAAAUUGCCAAGGAAAUGAUAACCACCAAGGUAAAACUGAUCGAAAAAUUAAUAAAUGUGUGGCACCACAACCCUAAAAUAAAGGAGAGUGCCAAACAGUGCAUAGAAAGCAUGCCAAGGCGGAUCAAAGCACUCAUUCAGGCUAAAGGAAAUGUGACAAAAUAUUAGCAAUAUCUCAUUGCCAUUUUCAUAAUACCUGCUAAUAUUUUUUAAUUACCUAAAGAUUAUUAUUUUUUUGUUUAAACUACUUGUAAGAUAUGUGUCUAAUAUUAUUAAAUGUAAUUAUAACUCAAAACAACGUUUUUAAUUUGUUAUGGACCAAUAAAGUGUAAAAAACCAAUAUUUUGCGACUGUCCCUAUUAAUUUGGCAACCCACUGUAUAAGGACAGAGUGUAAAAGCUCAUUGAGCAUACACGAGAAGUAAUAAAUAAAUAAAUAUUAAAGUAGACUUCAUAGAAAUAAAUGCCCUAGAAGAUAUCCAAUUAUACAAAAGUAGAAAUUACGACAACCUAGAGCAUUAUUCCCUUAAGGAAAAUUUGGUCACUAAAAUGCCGGCUAUCAUGACAUCCUAUUCAACAACAGAUACUGACAUAUUUAUCCUCAAUCAUAAUGACAAUAAUGAACUAGUACGAAUUGCAAGCUUCAUAAAAAAAUUAUACCAAAUACCUAACGACCUUAAGGUACUUACAAAACCCUACAAUCCCCUCAAUAAAGAUCAAAUAAAUCAUUUAAUAAAAAAAUACCAUAGUUCCCCAGUUUUCGGUCAUAAUGGCAUAAACGAAACUGUAAACAAAAUUCAAGAAAAAUACAAAUGGAAAAACAUGUACGAAAACAUUAAAAACUUUGUGAACGCUUGUGAAAUUUGUCAGAGAUCAAAGAUAGUUAGGCGUAGUUUUGAUAGUCCUUUAACUUUGGUCACCAUACCCAACAAACCAUUCAAAAGAAUAGAUAUGGAUGUUGUAGAUAUAUCUUUAGGGAAAGAGACACGGUAUGUAUAAACUAUACAGGACCAAUUGACGAAAUAUGUACAGGCUUACCCACUUAAAAGUAAAGCAGCGGAAGAUGUUACAAACACCUUAAUUAAAUAUUCUAGCUCAUUCGGAAUCCCCGACCGAAUUCAUUCUGACCAGGGUACGCAAUUUCUGAAUAAAACAUUAAAAACCGUUGAAAAAUUACUAAGCAUUGAAAAACAUUUUCCAUAACCUAUCACUCGCAAAAUAACGACGGCGUAGAAAGAUUUCAUGCCCCUUUAAAAGAGACAUACCUAUACAACAUAUAUACUACAAAAGAUCAACGACCACAAAUUUUAAAAAACAGAUUAAAUUAGAUUAUCAACCCUGGCAUAUAAUAUUGCAAAACAUACCGGCACAGGUUUUACCUCAUAUGAUUUAUUAUUCCGACACAAACACAAAAACCCAUACCAUAACAUACAGUCAAAAGACAUAUUAGUCAAUGAGUACGUCAAUAAAAUAAACAAUAUUUUAAAUAUGGUUAGACGGCAAGCUAUCAACAAUUUAAUGAGAUAUAAAGAAAAGAUUAAACAAAAACAUGACGAAAGUAUCAGACCCCUCCCUAUAUAUGGGAAGGUCCAUUCGAAAUUUUAAAAGUCCUUUCAAGGAAAUGGGAGCGAACUAAUUUUCGACCUCAACGUGAGAGGUAUGAACCUUGUGUUCAAGAUCUGUUCAUCCCUGAAAAUAUUCCAGGGCCUAUUGGUUUUUUCAAUACAUAUGUUGACGAUAGUUUUUUUCAAUCCACGGCUAUGUACAGAAACAUGAAUGAAGUGAAAAAAUCUGGAAAGUCUCUGAAUACCAGUCCAAAAGAGUUAAAAACAUUUUUUGAGUGCUGUAUGCUCAUUGGUAUUUACAGUUUACCAAGAAUUCGAAUGUUUUGGAGAUCUGACAUCAGGGUACCAAUCGUUUCGGACAAGAAAUCGUUUUUUACUCUAAGAACACGGCUAAAACUUGUGGACUAUGAUUCCAUAACCAAGGAGACUAAAACCCUUGACAGAUUUUGGAAAAUCAGACCGAUUUUUGGAUUCAAUCCAAAAAGCUUGCCUACAAAAUGAAAGACCCCAACAAGUAUCAAUUAACGAACAAAUGAUACCGUCCCAUGGAAAAAGUGCGGGGAAAACCUAACCCUGUUGGACUAAAAAAUUUUGUUAUGACGACUCCUAAGGGGAUACACUCGAUUUUCAUUUGUACAAAGGGAAGGGCAAACAUACCGAGUCAAGUCUAGUUCAUACACCAGAAAAAGUAGAUGUGGGUGGAAAAGUGGUUAUGGAACUAACCGAUACUUUACCAAUAGGAAUAUCCGUUUUCGUCGACAGAUACUUCACAUCAGAAACAUUGAUUGAGAUUGAGAAUGAAAAUGACAAUACCAAAAACAAAUAUUCAAUUAUUAUCUGACAAAGAUUUAAAAAAAUCUGAAAGGAGCAGCUAUGAUAAAUGGUUUGAUUCUAAUCCAAUUCAUUUGGCUUCAGGAGAAUUUGGAACAGAGCCGUUAGGAUCAUGCAAACGAUGGUCAGCACAGCAAGAAAAAUGCAUAGAAAUCAGUCGUCCGGCAUUACAAUGAUAAAAUGGGCGGUGUGGACUUGUUGGAUAGAGUUAUGUGAAAAUACCCUAUGAGCAGUAGGACAAAUAAAUGGACCAUCCGAUGUAUUUACGCUUUCAGAAAUUCUCAAGGCAGACAUCCAAGAUUAUCUGUCAUUCAAAUUUUCCCUUGCUAAAUCUCUUUUGUACAAUAAAACAAGAGAACAUAAAUCAACUUCUGAAGAAGAGGAAAACGAUCGCCAAACAAAAGGAGAAAAUUUACGCCAGUUCUUGAUAAACGUUUACGAAAGCAUGAAGCUAAACAUCUCCCGGAAUACGUUAGUGAACAACAAAAAUGUAGGUCAAAAUGCAGAUAUCCGGGGCGUAAAAACAUAACUUUUUGUAAGUAUGUUCAAUGCAACGUUUUUCUAUGCUGCAGUAUUAGAAGAAUCUGCUUUUAUAAAUUUCACAAAUACUAAAAAGAUUUUCAUUGUUUUAAUAGCAUAGUGUAGUGUAGUAUCAUCCAUGAUACCGUAGUUUUUAAAAAAAGUACGAGUCUUAAAAAAAUUCAUCUUACUGAUUAGUAUUUCAUGACCCCCGAAAAGUAGUUAUUUUGUCUGAUAUCAAAAUUUUCCCGACAAUUUCCUCUUGAGCCCGAAGAGGUUAAUAAAGAAUGCUAAAGAGAUUUUUGAACAGGUACAAAUAACAAAAUCCUACUAUAAUAAACUAGGAAAUAUUAGAAGCAAAAAGUAAGAACGAUAUUACUUCAUACCAUUAGUUAACUUUAAAGAACUAGAUAACGAUCUUAAAAAUAUUUUACAAGUUCAUAUAAACCAACGACAAAAACGGCCAUGGUUGUCCAUAAUCGGUAAAGCCUUCCAUACGGUAUUCGGGACUCUAGACGAAGACGACGCCGCCUUUUAUGAUAAUGCUGUAGAAUCCAUUCAAAAAUCAAGUCCGGAAACUUUAAAACUAAUAAAGGAACACGUUACAAUGUCAACCUUAAAUACGCUAAGUAAUACCAACAAUACAAUUAAUAAUAAUGAAAGUGAUAAUGAAAAACGUUCAUAAUUUAGAAAAAUGAGCAGCAAAACCAAACGAUGCUAAUACAAAACUAAUUUACUCAUUACUAAUAUUGGAUACAGCCCAAUUAAUUUCAGAAAUGGUCUCAACACUUAAUAAGGAAAUUAAAAAUGUACUAAAUCUAGCUACGUAUGAGAAAAUAGGAAUGUUGCACCCGAGCGUAAUUGAACCUCGCGUUUUGUAGUGAAUGAACUUAAAAAGAUUCAGUCGGAAUCAAAAGAAACCAAGUUAUCUUUCGAUACAAAUCUUGAGUUCAUUCAUUCAUAGUUUAGUGUGAUCAAACCAACAGUUUACUUAAACAAAGACAGGGUAAUUGUUACUUUAAAAGUUCCACUGGUAGAACUAACCGUAUUCAAUUUGUAUAAAAUCUAUCCUUGUAUGUUUCGAGCACGGCGCUGUACGGGUGUGAAACAUGGAUAGUGGACACGGCG